This is a messenger RNA of Lingula anatina, 892 nucleotides long. RefSeq lists its product as uncharacterized. The record is from RefSeq and is a predicted model, not a curated record. Lineage: Eukaryota; Metazoa; Brachiopoda; Lingulata; Lingulida; Lingulidae. Gene Ontology annotation, biological process: protein ubiquitination. Gene Ontology annotation, molecular function: zinc ion binding; ubiquitin-protein transferase activity.
AUCCGGUGGUUGCACCACGAGUAUUGCACCACGGUGGCUUCAUAGUAUUUUUUGCUGACACCAUCGGGAUAUAAAAGCGAAGAUGUAUAUAAACAUUAAUAUUUGGAGGGUGAAGGUGAAGAGAGCCUAGAGUUUCACAUAGAAGAACGUUGCAUACAGUAAAAUAACCAGCAUGGUGCUAAAGAGGAGCAAGCAAGGCCUGAACACAGGCUGUUCUAUGCCGAAAGUUGGACCAUGGGUGUCAGUGCAGAAGUGUUGGAGGCAGCAUCACACCUCGGAGUACAAGGGUGGCUACAUCAUUAAAGAAAUCUUAACACGCUUGUUUAGUGAUGAUCGAGAGGACUAUCACAGGGAGAUCGAAGGAGAGUUUACUGACAUUAUUCAAGAUGGCGGUUUGAGACUGAAUGCCCGUUACAAUGGACUGGAUGUUUUGUAUUCUCUGAAUAAAAGGAAACGCUGGCUUCUUCCCGGAACUGUUAAGGAAGCUAUCAGUGAUGCAGAUGCUCAGGAAGUGGAAAAGUCCAAGCUGACAUUGUUUGAGCGCUCUACCUAUUCAUCAAUGAUUAGUCCUCGUAGAAACCGGUUCAUAGCGGACUGUAUUGGUUACCAUGACAGCAAAAGAAAAUUUCCUAGCACGUACCCCAAGAGUAAAAGAAGUUAUAUCACUGAUCUGAGACGCAAUGGCAUGGCGAGAAAUUCAGUGGGAAAAACAACACGGGAUAGAAUGAAGGAAAAGAGGAAGAACAACACCCUUAGAAAAAUAAGAGGAGCUCAAAGGCACCAGGUGAUGUUGCAGCCACAGGAAGAGAAGGAAAAUGCUGAAACUGAAAGGGAAAACUACUUUUAUUGGNAAAAAUGGAAAAAUAUGAUGAAGGUUUGUAUCACUGUUUAA